This is a messenger RNA of Papilio machaon (common yellow swallowtail), 2780 nucleotides long. It is a transcript of the gene Evi5, whose product is annotated as ecotropic viral integration site 5 ortholog. The transcript has 18 exons. Lineage: Eukaryota; Metazoa; Arthropoda; Insecta; Lepidoptera; Papilionidae. The coding region runs from base 265 to 2709 and encodes 814 amino acids. The record is from RefSeq and is a predicted model, not a curated record.
AAAUAUUAAAGACUGUUGGGUUGGUUGGGUGUGCCAUUUUGGUGUAUUUUACGCGUGUCUAAGUCAAGCGAAGUUUUUAAUUCCUGAAAUAUUUAAAUCUAUAGAUGAGCUGAUCAUAUCAAAAGUACAUGAGAUUCAUUAAAGUUGUCAAAGCCAGCGCUGGUCGCAACUUGGCUCCAAAUCCAAAAUACACAUAGAACAUUAAUAUAAGAAGCGGCGACAGUAAGCGGAGGGUGGCAGUUUAUAUAGAGGAGCAGGUACGACAUGGAGGCAAACGUCGUCACAACACAGCCGCCGACUCCAACCGCGCAGAGGAUUUUAACUGAUCCGAACUUAGUUUCGGACGGUGAAAUACCGACGCCGGAGCGAGCGCUUUUGCAAAAACUGGAGAUUGAAAAUAAAAGGAUAGCAGAGGACGCCAAAGCUCACUGUUUGCCGAAGCCCGACAAAAUGCACAGCAGAAAAGGUUCCGAUACAUCUGUCAUAUCUGUUACCUCAGCUACGAGCAAUGAUUCUGAGACGCGUCCGACACCGGUUGAAGAAGACUUGUGGUCCCUCUGGGGUAGGAUUGUGAUAAACUGGGACUCGGAAUGCCGACGAAGGAAACAUUUCAUAAGGGACCUCGUCCGACAGGGUGUACCCCAUCACUUUCGGGGCAUGGUCUGGCAACUGCUAGCGGGAGCCAAAGCUUCCGACAAGUUAUAUUCUUCUUAUAUAAAGGAGAAAUCAGCUUGCGAGAAAAUGAUUAGAAGAGAUAUUGCCAGAACAUAUCCUGAACAUGAAUUCUUCAAGAAGAAAGAUGGUCUCGGCCAAGAGUCAUUGUUUAAUGUGAUGAAAGCGUAUUCACUUCAUGACAGAGAAGUUGGAUAUUGUCAGGGCUCUGGUUUCAUUGUGGGCCUAUUACUUAUGCAAAUGCCUGAAGAGGAAGCUUUUGCGGUUCUUGUUACUAUAAUGCAACAGCAUAGGAUGAGGGACAUGUUCAAACCCAGUAUGGCGGAACUAGGUCUUUGCAUGUUCCAACUCGAGAACUUGGUUCAGGAGUUUUUACCCGAAUUGCAUUAUCAUUUUCAAUCACAGAGUUUCGCGACAUCAAUUUAUGCUAGUAGUUGGUUUCUGACAUUGUUUACGACGACUUUGUCUCUGCCACUAGCGUGUAGGAUAAUGGAUGUCUUUCUAUCUGAGGGCAUUGAAGUUGUGUUUAAAGUUGCUUUGGCAUUACUAACUUUGGGCAAAGAGGAAUUGCUAUCACUUGAUAUGGAAAAUAUAUUGAAAUAUCUGCAGAAAGAAUUGCCGGCAAAAGCGGACGCUAAUCAGGAUGAGUUUAUGAAACUUGUGUUCUCAAUAACUGUCAAUCAAAAGAAAAUGAAGAAAUUAGAAAAAGAAUACACAGUUAUUAAAACUAAGGAACAAAGUGAUAUCGCAGUGCUUAGAUGCCUUCGAGAAGAGAAUAGACUUUUGAAGCAACGUGUUGAGCUGCAGGAGAAAGAAUGUUCUGCCUUAGCGGAAAGACUGGUUAAGGGUCAAGUGGACCGUGCAGAAGGUGAGGAAGAGACCUAUGCACUUGAGAAGGAGGUACAAGCUUUGCGUCGAGCUAACAUGGACGCUCAGCAAAGACUAGCUGUGGCACAAGAUGAAAUACGUUCCUUAGAAAUGACUAUUGCCGAGAAAAAUUCAAGGCAAUCGUCAUUGGAAGGUGUUGAAAAGAAUAAUGCGAAAGAGGAUGAGUUAGCUCGUUGUCUUCAGCGGGAGCUUGUUAGAGCAAGACUGCAUGCGGCGGAAAGAGAAGCGGCAGAAAGAGAACUACUAGAAAGAAUCACAUUAUUAGAAAAUGAGAACAAGAGUUUAAGGAAGCAGCGAGUGGACAAUAAUGUCGCUCAUCUGCAGGAUGAGUUGAUUGCAGUGAAAUUGAGAGAGGCGGAAGCGAAUCUCUCACUCAAAGAACUGGGUCAGCGCGUUACUGAACUUUCUGACGCAUGGAAAAGACAUCUACAAGAGCAUCAGCAAGUUAUACCUCCUCCGUCUCCUGUACAUUCCAAAGUGGUGUUGGACAUUAUGGCAACACCGAAGCGUUUAUUACGUGCAUGGGAGGGCAGAUCCGCGGAGACACAGAAACUGGAGGAAGAACUGAUGUCCACUAAGAUACGAGAAGUGGAAGCUCUUACAGAACUAAAAGAACUAAGACUUAAGGUGAUGGAAUUAGAGGCUCAAGUGCAAGUAUCUACGAAUCAAUUGAAACGCCAAGAUGAAGAGACACGCCUCCUACGAGACAGUCUUGACGCGGCUUUGCAGCGAGAACGCGCACUUCAAGUACGACAGAAGGAAUUCCAACAUAAAUACUCUGAUUUGGAGAGCAAGGCUAAGUACGAUUCAAUGCAAGCAAACAUCAGGAACAUGGAGGACGCUCAAAGAAUAGCUGAACUUGAAACAGAAGUGUCAGAAUAUAAAAUGAAGAAUGUAAUGAUGGCGACCGAAGGUGAAUUGAGAAUCAACGCUGAUGAUUCAGAACGUGUUCGCGAAAUGCAAGAACAAAUCGCUGAAUUAAGAGCUGAGAUUAUGAGGUUAGAGGCGUGGAAGGCGCGCGCUUUGGGCCGGACGCAGAUAAGCCGUGCUGUCUCUCUCGAGGACGACCUCGAAGAGGAUGACAAGUUGAAGCUUAUCCUGCGCCGUGAGUCCACCGCCUCCUUAGACCUGAUGCGUAAAACUACAUAGCACCAACCAAACUACGUCAUACGUACUCGAAUAUAUACUAUGGGUCUGCGUUUAACGCUCAUUAACAAUUG